Misgurnus anguillicaudatus (oriental weatherfish) is the source of this 1527-nucleotide messenger RNA. Lineage: Eukaryota; Metazoa; Chordata; Actinopteri; Cypriniformes; Cobitidae. The record is from RefSeq and is a predicted model, not a curated record.
AUGAGUUGUGGGACUCCUGUAGCUGUAAAGACCAGGGCUUUCUUUGGGCAGGGUUCAGGACCUGUGUGGCUGGAUGAUGCGAGAUGUUCUGGGAAUGAGUCAACAGUGAAAAAUUGUCCAUCAAAGCAAAUAGGAACAAGCACCUGCAAUCAUGGACAAGAUGCUGGAGUCGUCUGCAACCCUCCUGUUAGGUUGGUGAAUGGCAGUAAUUCAUGUUCUGGACGAGUGGAGGUUCUUCAUAAUGAUCAAUGGGGAACAGUGGCUUCAAAUGGGUGGGACUCUACUGAUGCUGCAGUGGUGUGUAGAGAGGUCGGAUGUCCAACCAGUGAAGUGAAAAGCUAUGCCUACUAUGGACCUGAUGUUAGACUGGCAAAUGGUCCUAAUCAGUGUUCUGGAAGAGUGGAGGUUUUAUAUAAUGAUCAGUGGGGAACUGUCUGUGAUGCUGGCUGGGAUUUAACAGAUGCUGCUGUGGUGUGUAAUAGCAUGGGUUGUGGGACUCCUGUGGCAGUAAAGACCGGAGCUUUCUUUGGGCAGGGUUCAGGAUCCGUGUGGCUGGAUGGUCUGAGUUGUUCUGGGAAUGAGUCAUCAGUGAAAAAUUGUCCAUCAAAGCAAAUGGGAACAAACACCUGUAGCCAUGAACAAGAUGCUGGAGUCAUCUGUAACUCUUCUGUUAGGUUGGUGAAUGGCAGUAAUUCAUGUUCUGGGCGAGUGGAGGUUCUUCAUAACGGAACAUGGGGAACAGUGGCUUCAGCUGGGUGGAACCCUACUGAUGGUGCAGUGGUGUGUAAAGAGGUUGGAUGUCCGGUUGGUGCUGAAGUGAAACAAUUUGCCUACUUUGGACCUGGUGUGGGAACAAUAUGGAUGAAUGUAGUUUCUUGUUAUGGGACUGAAUUGUCACUAAAGGACUGCAGAAAUCGUGGAUGGACACACAGCUCUGAUCAUUCAUAUGAUUCUGGAGUCAUCUGCCGAGGUAGGCCAGCCACAGCAUUUGCUAGUCUUUGCUCAACCCUUCAAUUGACUAAAUGGGAUCUUGAUGAUUGCAUACAAAAUGGCCCUGUAUAAAGCCAAGAAACUACUCACACAACCAUACUAUCCAAAUAUUUUAGAACGUGGAAGUAAUGUGACAUAUUUUCUUUUUCUGUGCAAGACUUACAUUUCAAUAGCCAGUCAGUAUAAAACAAUGUCAUGGGAGCACACAUAAAACAUGAUUAAAAACAGUUAUUGUAAAUAUUAACUGCACCUGGCAUGUAUAACCCAUUGAGGGGAUAAAAUGAAGAAGUGGCCUGAUACAUCAUAUAAAGAUAUAUUUAAUUAUUUUGUGUUUUUGCUCGGAGUUGACAGGUCUUCGAUGCAUAACUAUAAAAGCACAAAGGCAUACGAGUACCUGUACAGUGGGAAAGUCAGUCAAGCGUUUUUUACCUUUUUAUGCGUAAAUGUCCCAACUUUUCUUUUUUAUGUGGAAAUUGUCUUCAAAUCUGUCAGAAUUAUAAACUGUUAUGAGAGUGUUGGAUAUUUUACCGCAGUAUC